UUCCGGCGCCUUACGUCAUUUUUAGUCAAACAAUGUCAUUACUAGUCAAGUGUCUGUUUAGGAUGUUUUACACACAGGUUUCGCUACCUUUCCUAUUGUUCUCUUGGGACUGACGUAUCCACUCUCCAUCACUCAUUAUCACACCAGUGGAAGAGAGAGAGUGUGUGUGUGUUUGUGUGUGUGUGUCCUGUAGAGAAGCUCACACCAUACACACACACACACACACACACACUUGCGCCGGUGCAGAGAAACAGGAGAGGUAAAUGGAUCCAAUGCAGCCCAUUCAGAGCUGCUCAAUACCCGAAGAACAAACUGGUUUUCCAGGACUUAAACCAGUCCCAGCACUGCUUGGAAACCCUUGCAAGGUGGCCUCAUCCUCACACUGCCAGAUGGUCAUGACUGGAAACCCACCAACAUCAGGACAGACCCCGGCACUGCAGACAAACUCAGCCGUUCAGGAGAGAACUAGACCAGACUCCACCACACAAUCCACAAAAAGCAUCAGCAUCAGUCGACCCAGGCCUGCAGCACUGGGCACCAAGACAUCUAUCAAAGUCUCCAGAUCCAAUGAGCCUUCACUGCAGGUUAAAGUUACAGGAAUGACCAACUUCCUGUUGCACUCCCCUGCCGAGUCACCAUUGCCUUAUUACAGCCCCCAAAAGCCGCUGAGCCCCACUCCUCAGCUUGGUUUCAACCCCCCGACACUUCCAAGCCCUCCAUCACAGCAUGCCCGAGCUAACACACACAAUAACCUAAUUGCAAGACCAAUUCCCAUCCCAAACCCUAGCCCCUCAUCUAACCCCAUUCCUCAACCAAUUCCAAGUCCUGAAGCACAUGUAUCAAACACAGGAGACACUACUGAAAAGAAGUUGAACAAGACCAUCAGCGAGGAGGGGGAUUUCAGAGUGCAUAUUGUCACAUGGAAUGUAGGCUCUGGUAUACCACCAGAUGACAUCACUUCUUUGUUUGGAUCUGGCAUUGAAAAUGGGAGCACUGACAUGGUGGUUGUCGGACUGCAGGAAGUAAACUCUAUGAUAAACAAGCGGCUGAAAGAUGCUCUGUUCAUAGACCAGUGGAGUGAGCUCUGCAUGGACACACUCAGUCGUUUCGGAUAUGUAUUGGUGGCAUCUCAGAGGAUGCAGGGAGUUUUCUUACUGGUUUUUUCCAAAUUCUGCCACCUUCCCUUUCUCAGAGGGGUACAAACCCAAAGCACUCGCACUGGGUUGGGAGGCUACUGGGGGAAUAAAGGGGGUGUAAGUGCACGCAUGAUGGUGUUUGGACACCCUGUGUGCUUCCUUAACUGCCACCUGCCGGCUCACAUGCGUAAUCUGGAGCAGCGGAUGGAGGACUUUGAAAGCAUCCUGCAGCAGCAGCAGUUCGAAGGCAGCACAGCUGUGGGUGUGCUGGAUCACGAUGUGGUGUUCUGGUUUGGUGAUCUAAACUUCCGAAUCGAAGGUUAUGACAUUCACGUGGUGAAAGGUGCAAUUGAGAAUGACAAACUGCCUCUUCUGUGGGAAAAAGAUCAGCUGAACAUGGCAAAAAAAAGUGAAUCAGUUCUAGAGGGGUUUUCAGAAGGACCUCUGAAUUUCCCACCAACUUACAAGUUUGAUGUGGGGACACAUACUUAUGACACAAGUGCAAAAAAGAGAAAGCCUGCAUGGACAGAUCGCAUUUUAUGGCGUCUGCGCAGGACAGGCUCCCCUGUUCCAUCACAUAAUUCUGCACUUCAGCGGGGUUUGACCUCAUGGCUGGGUGGUGCCACCAGAGUUUCCCAGCAUUUCUACCGCAGUCAUAUGGGCUUCACUAUUAGUGAUCACAAGCCAGUGUCCGCCCUCUUCUCUUUGCAUUUUCCCUUUAAGGUGAACUUACCAUUAGUGACACUGGAAGUGGAGAAGGAAUGGACCAAGUUCUCUGAUGCUACAGUUAAACUCUCAUUGGCCCAUGGCUUUCAGAGGAGUUCAUGGGACUGGGUGGGACUGUACAAGGUUGGCUGUAAGCAUCACAAGGAUUACGCUGCAUAUGUGUGGGCCAAAUCUGAGCAUUCUACGCAGGUGACGUUUUCUGAGGAGGAUUUGCCGAGAGACCCAGGAGAAUAUAUUCUGGGAUAUUACAGUAACAACACCAACAGCAUCGUAGGAGUGACUGAACCAUUUCAGGUGCAGCUCCCCUUGUCCAUGCAACCUGCACCAGCAUGUCAAUUGCACUCUGACAGUUCUGACAUCAGCUCUGAAGAUGACAGUACACUGGUGCUGUUGGCCCCCAGCUCUCGUAGCCCCAGCCCUGGAAACCACGGCAACAAACGGCAUCACCAGAAGCGUCAGCGUAGCCGCAGCCCUGCCGUACCAGCGCUCUCCGGGACGCCUCUUUCCUCCCUACAGUCUCUUAGCCUGUGCCCUCGUCCUCGCGAUGGCCCAGCACGGAGCUCCUCCCCUCGCCCUUUGGCCAAUGCCAAGAAAGAGCGUCUAGUUUCUCCAGACACGUUAACCUCGCCCUCCCUCAGUCCUCUCAGUCCACGGAGCCCAGUGUCCCCCGUCAGCGCUCCAGAGGCUCUCAUAGCAGCCAUUUUAGGAGAGCCCAGGCCUCCUCAGAUAGGAAAAGCAGGCGAUGUGAUUCUCUGACCGAUCCCCCCUUCCAUGUCAAUUCAUUAGACUUUAGCAGAUAUCAUAAUGCAACUACUUGAGAGAAACUGCCUUUUAGACCUACAGCUUUUUGUGCUCUCAUCCCUUGUUGUACUUAAUCACUUCACAAACUUAUUCUCGGUUUUCAGUGGCUUUGCCAAAAGAGAUUCAACUGGUCUAUCUGUUUUGCAUUAUUUAUUAAUGAUAGAUUAUAAAUGGUGACAGUACAACAGUGCACAUCAGCCUUAUAGUGCAGGACAACCUGACUCAAGGUAAAACUGCCCUUUUACCGUAGAAUCAAAACAAACAGUGAUGUCAGCAUUCAUCUCAGCCCUUUUCUUUUAACUUUUCAUUGACCAGGCUUUAAUGGUUGAUGUCAAGAGGGUUAUUGUGGAAAAUUAAACAACAUUAUACUUUUCAGUACUGUACUUAUCUAUAAGAAAUUAUAGGAAGAUUUCUUCUUUCUUUUUUAAAAUUUAAAAUCCUGCUUAUUGCUUUAACUAUGGUGUCUUUAAUCAUUUGAAUUUAGAAAACUACCAGUUUAGAACCACUGUUGAUGUCGAAGACCAUAUUUAAAAUCAGGUUUCAAAAUUUAACUCAAAACCUAUAUAUAAAUAAGCCAAUAGAAGCCCUUUUUUCCAAUAUAUUUUAUUGGGUUUUUCUCAACAUUAGAACAAGACAUCUAACCAUCUGAACAAUAGAAACCCUUUUACUGAUGUACUCUCUAGUUGUAUGUGUAUAGAUAUAGACUACACUACAAUUCAGAACAUUAGGGGUUAGUAAGAUUUUUUGUUGUUGUCUUUUUUUUAAAGAAAUUAAUACUUUUAUUUAGUAAGGAUGCAUAAAAAAUGAUGAAAGGGAGACUAAAGACAAUUAUAAUGUUACAAAGGUUUUCUGUUUAAAAAUGCUGCUCUUUUGAGCUAUUCAUCAAAACAAAUCUAUCACAGUUUCCACAUCUUUCAAGCCGUUGAUAAUCAGAAAUGUUUCUUCAGAAGGAAAUCAGCAUAUUAGAAUGAUUUCUGAAGGAUCAUGUGACACUGAAGACUGACCACAAACCUUGGAGUGGUCAGUGUAUGAGACAAAAGACACCAUUGUUUAACAAAUAUAGUUUACUAGUCAAAUCAUGGCCUGUUUAAUGACAGUAAAAGAUGUACAUGAUUUUAUAGGAAAAUAUAUUUAUUCAAAAUUCUAAACAAGUAUUUCAAAAUUCAUUCAACCCAGAUAAUUGUUGACACAUUGGCCUAUCACUGCUGUUAGCCGCUCAUAUCAUCAUAAAUGGAUUUAAUAAUAUAUAAGUACACAUACGAUUAACACCACCAUCCCAGAUUUUACAAGGUACACAUUAACACCAAUCAUGCUAGGUUUUGUUAAGCCGAUAGCUAUGGGCAGAGCAAACAUUUGACAUGAUCGGCUGAAUGAAGAUCCCAUCAGCUUUACUCAUAGCAUUUUGUGUCAUUAUUUGAAACAUAUGCGCAUAACAUUGUGCAAAAAUAAACACAUAAAAGACAAGAGUUUAACAAAAGUCUAACAAAUGCAGGACUGAUUUUUCUCUUAUACUCAUGUCUUAAAUCAUUUGGCUUAAGAGCAAAGAACACUGAGUCUGUCUAUAAUCAUUGAUUUAUUGACGUACAUUGUAUUUUUUAAUCAAUUCAAAGUCAAAUGUUUCCCUGCGGCAUGACUGUCCUCAUGAACAAGGACACAAUGUUAUACCCUACAAAUAAAAAAAUCUCACAAAGA
Puntigrus tetrazona (Sumatra barb) is the source of this 4355-nucleotide messenger RNA. It is a transcript of the gene inpp5ja, whose product is annotated as inositol polyphosphate 5-phosphatase K. Gene Ontology annotation, cellular component: plasma membrane; ruffle; cytoplasm. Gene Ontology annotation, biological process: negative regulation of peptidyl-serine phosphorylation; phosphatidylinositol dephosphorylation. The record is from RefSeq and is a predicted model, not a curated record. Gene Ontology annotation, molecular function: phosphatidylinositol-4,5-bisphosphate 5-phosphatase activity; phosphatidylinositol-3,4,5-trisphosphate 5-phosphatase activity. Lineage: Eukaryota; Metazoa; Chordata; Actinopteri; Cypriniformes; Cyprinidae. The transcript is spliced from 13 exons. Bases 264 to 2618 code for a protein of 784 amino acids.